AAAUGAAAACAGUCCAAUAAUGUUUAUUGUUCUAUGAAUUAUGAGUAGUACUACCUGCUAACCUCCUGGGGAUGGAGCACAUUUGAAAUUUGAAUCUAAUAUUGUGAAUGGAGCCAUUGUUUAUAUUUCUACUGCAAGCCACAUAUCCUUUUCACUAUGCACACACACAAGACAGCUCAUACACAAAUGUAUUCAAAACCUGAGUGGCUUCUAUUUUAGUUUUGUGUGUAUGUGAGUGGAGUGCUGGUCAUAACCACCUUCUUUCAGAAUUUUUGUGAUUGCAGAAUACCCCUUGCUUUGAACUACAGCUGAACAUACCGCAACCAUCUUCUUACUUCUUACUAUACUUACUAUACUUAGUAUAACACCUCAAUUUUGUUUUUGCACUGCACUUGCAUUAACUAGUGUUUGUAUUAGUUCUUGGUUUUAAAUUAUUGUAUUAUUAGUCAUGCAAUUAAGUUUGAAAUCAUCCUUUUGUUACCAACUAGACCACUCGAGAACAUCUCAAAAGAAGCAUUUAUCUCAUGUCUUUCAGAUUACACUAUGAAUCCUUGCACAAUUGCAUUUGUUUAAUUUCAAAGAUAUAAAACAAUCAAAAUGUGUUACUGUCCGAUAGCCAUGUUUAUGUACAUUCAGACUGAGAAAACAAGCAAGGGAUAAAAAAAGAAAGAAUUGUUAGAACGGAGAGUUUUGUGGUCAGGCAGGUUAGAGCACAUUGUAUCCAUUUUUAUCAGCCGGAGAACAUGCAGGCUUUCUCAUCAUACAUGUGAACUAGGACUCUAAAUCACACUAAAGCACUAACUAUAGUUGUCAGAAUAAAGUAUAACCUUUAACAUUGGCUAGGACCGUUUAAAUGUGAUUUAAAUCUGAAAAGCAAUUGUGUGUGUAUUUGUGUCAUUUCUCAUCUUCAAAAGUCUCAAGUACAAAACUAUAGAAAGAUAAAGUAAGACUAUAACUAGGUUAUAUUGACUUAAGAUUGUGUAUGGCAUCAACAGGUUACAGCUUGAGGAGCUGAACAUCCUCCUGUAGAUCCUUCGUAAACAAAUCAUUAAGACAGGUGGAGGAGAGAGGAAAGAGCUGCCAUGAACAGGUUAAAUUUAGACAGGUACAUCUUUGGGAACUUCCCCAUAGGGGUUUCACAGCCUCAGACUAUAUAAAGAGGAGUUAGAGAACAGAGCAGGGUUGUGGCUCUGAGGUGAGCAAGGGAGGAGGGAAGACAACAUAGAUAAGAAGUGAACACCCUAAUUAAGAAGCUUUCCUAAGAUUAAUCCCUGCAUUUGGAGGAGGUAAGACUGGGGGAUCUACCAAAAGGAUGUGAAUACUGAAUAGUAUAGAUCUCAACUGACAGGCACAGGAGAAAAAAUAAAAUUAAUCACUCCAGAGAGCAGUGACUAUAGUUAACUAUUUAAUGGAUUUUUAGCAUAUGAAUCACUGAUAGUAAGGGUAAAGUAGAAACCUGGAAAUCUUAACAUUUUUAUAAGUCCUACCUUAGCAUCAAUUUAAAAUUUUCUUUUUUGUUAUUGUUUUACUGUGAAGAUAUUUUGAUUGUAAUAAAAUGUCUUUCAUGGCAAGUGCUUUGGCAAUAUUAGACUCAUGGGUAUGAAAGACUGUACAUAGAACCACUUUUGGUUCUAUGAGAAUGUAUAGGAAUUGAGAUGUAUAGGAAUAAAUAGACUUAAGUGCACACUGGUGAUCACUUAGAUAAAGCAGAUGUACUUCAGCCAGAGCUUCAUUCCUUUAUCCAAGCACCUGAUAAGCUUCAAUUAGACAUCUGUUAACCUAUUAAAUUAUCAGCUGUGGUCUGACAUUUUAACAGUCUUAACUCUUAGCAGUUUUAAUUCUAAUCAACCUUAGUCUAAAUAUGCAUGUAAAGGUUACACAGUUUUUUGAAAUAGACACUGAAGUCUCAAUUGUUAGAAAAUACUUCCAGAGAAACCUUACAAAACUUCCAUCCAAGCCCCGCACUUAACAGAUAUUCUGACUCCUUAACUUUUUCUUACUUAUUACACUUGCCUGUGCUCCUCUUUCCCCCAACCCACUCGCCUCUCUUUGCUUGCCUCAACUCUUACAUUCUUUCCCUUCUUCCACCUCACUCCACUUUCUAAAUGUAUGUAGAGCUAUGCUAUGCCCGGGUAGCUUCCUCUCUGAGAAGCAGUUCCAGUGCUCCAUCUGUUUAGAUGUCUUUGACAAUCCGGUCUCCACCCCAUGCGGCCAUAGUUAUUGCAUGAACUGCAUCGGACAGUACUGGAAUGGAGUCAAACUCUCUCAGUGCCCAUUGUGCAAGGAAAGCUUUAAGAAGAAACCUGAGCUCCACAUCGACCGCACUCUUCGUGAGAUCACAGAGCAGUUCAAGAAGAUGAAGGGGGAAGCUGGGGCAUGUGAGUCAGUCCCCAGGGCUGCAACCAAUGUGAAUGAUUCAGAUAGCACGCAGCCCUUACGAGAGCUUACGAGAAGAGUGUCUCUCAGGAGAUACACUCUGACUAGAGCUGCACACAGCAGGAAAUUGUCAGUGUGAAAGCACCACCAUAAACUGGAUCUCUUCUGCAAAGCUGAUGGGGAGGGUAUCUGCUCUGAGUGUGGAGAUUUAGAUCACCAAUCACAUAACAUCAUCUCUGCAGAAAAGGAGUGGCUGAUAAGCAAGACUCAGAUUAACAUUACAGAAACAAAAAUACAGGAAAUGAUUGGACAAAGGCAGAGGAAAGUAGAGGAGAUUAAAUUAUCAAUGGAGAUAAAAAUGUCUGCAGAAAGAGAGAUGCAGCACAGCAUGCGUGUGUCUGGGGCCUCUGUUGAGCGCAGCCAGGCCGAGCUGCUGAAGAUGAAUGAAAUGGGACAGCACUCAGCAGAACACAAGGCAGAAGGAAUGAUCAGAGAGCUGGAGCUGGAGCUCACAGAGCUGAGGAAGAGAAGUGCAGAGAUGGGUAAACUGGCCCAGAGAGAUGACUACAUCAGUAGACUGAAGAUAAAGAAAUGCAGGAAUAUGCAGCUAUGUGAAGACUAUAUAAAAGUGGACAUGAUCUUGGACCCCAGUACGGCCCAUUCUCUUCUCAUCCUGUCAGAAGACAGAAAGAAGGUGAGGUGUGGUGACAGGCACCAACUCCUUCCCAGCAACCCUGAGUGCUUUGAUUGUAUGGGGUGUGUCCUGGGCUGAGAGGCUUUCACUUAUGGUUGGCACUACUGAGAAGUGGAGGUGGGAGGCAAGACAGACUGGGACUUGGGGAUGGCCUGCCACUCUAUAAAUAAGAAGGGAAAAGUGACUGUCACCCCCAGCAAUGGAUACUGGUUCCUUACCCUACGAAAUAACUAUGCGUUUGGAACAGACCUUUCCCUCACCCUUCCCCUUAACCCAAAACCCAAAAAGAUUGGUGUGUUUGUGGACUAUGAGAAAGGGCAAGUUUCUUUCUAUAAUGUGGAAGCUAAGCUGCACAUCUACACAUUCACAGACACGUUCUGUGAGGCCAUCUACCCGUUCUUCAGCUCCUGCACUAACAAGUUAGGCAAGAAUGAAGCAGCACUUGUCAUUACACCUGUUUUGCUUCCUGUCUGAUGGAUAUGGUGGCUGAAAACUGUUUUGUUUUCAGUUUUCUUCAGUACAGUAUUUAACUCACCAGAAUGAUACUUGUAUGAUUUACAGUGUGUUCUAUCACUUAUUUUCUGUGCAAUAUAGUUCUGUCUUUAUACAAAAAGAAUCUUUAUAAUAACAGCAAUGUUGUAAUGUAAGUUCUAUACUAUGAAAGUAAUCUAUCAGUAAAAGUCCCUGCUUUUCCAAUGAAAGUUUCAUUUACACUAUUCCUCUGUUCACAAAAAAACCCAAACACUUAGACUAGCAGAAGUGAACAGCAGCAUGACAAAUGCAAUUCAGACUGUUUGCAAGCAGGCAAAAAGACCCUGCUCAAGGGUGACACUACGGAAGGAAUAGUGGAACUGUCUACUCAGAGCCCCUGAAUGGAGGGUGCCUAAGGGGCCCAGACUAAACAUUUACUUUCACAGGGCCCAAAAUGUAGAUGGGGUCAAUGCUGACAAUGCUAGUUGUACUUUACUAGCUCUACUAGGA
Molecule: messenger RNA, 4051 nt
Organism: Pangasianodon hypophthalmus (striped catfish)
Lineage: Eukaryota; Metazoa; Chordata; Actinopteri; Siluriformes; Pangasiidae
Product: nuclear factor 7, brain
Molecular function (GO): protein binding; zinc ion binding
Source: RefSeq, a predicted model, not a curated record